UCAAAAUAGAGUGUAUACCCGGCAUAAUUGACGGUCGUGUUGUUGCAAUUGAUGCUCCAAAACUAGAGUGUCUAACUCUCACUGAACACGUGUCUGACAGCUUCAUAAUACACAGUAUUGGUCCCUCUGAAACGGUACACAUUGAUGUUCUCUUUGGUGUGGAAAAUGGUGACCCGCUGGAGCCAGUUGAUUCUUCCAAGGUAACUGUAACGCCCCGACCCGUCCACGGCUAAUGGGCUAUCCACGCCCGCUCUCUCGGCCCGUGGUUCCAUCCCGUCUGACGGUCGGUCCGUUAAUUUUCAAAGGCUCGAAAUCACUGUUUACUGACCCUGCAAUCACCACCCGACCUUUUCUCAUGCUUUGGCCUCACUCGCACGCUAUCGCGAAUUACUUCCCGAUAGGUCACCCAUCCUUCCACUACUCCAGCUCAAUCACGCUUAACUCUAGAGUUCUUUCAAGAUGUGUUCCGGAAAAGGUAAGUCAACUUUGGUAACAUAGGUAGCCAAAUCAAUUCUCUUAAGCCUUUCUAUAUAUCACAACUCGGGAUGUUUACAGUAACUAUGCUCCGUAAAUUUCUCACCGGGUUAUCGACAGUCAGCCAAAUGUCCAUCUCUGCUGCUACUCUAAAUGUAUGUAUAAUACAUGGUUGAUUCAAUAGCACAAUUUUGUUAAUCACAUUUCUUAGUAAACUCAUGCUUUUUUUUUUAAUUUCCUCCCUCCACGUACAGGUUAUUCAUGGUUACUGUGAAAUGGAACAGUUACCUCAGUUCUCCAACUUGUCUUACUUGCAUGCUUGCUUUGAAGACACUAAGUGGGAGAUGUUGCCUUAUUUACUUCAGAGUUGCCCAAAUCUAUGCUUUGUCGUCUUGGUGCUGUCUUAUAUACUCAUGAUCUCGUGCAAACCACACUGAGAUUUAUUGUGAUAACUCUGACUCAAAAUUUUUCCUCGUUAUAUUUUUUUUCCAGGAAUUUGAUCUUCCAGAGACGGAGUAGGUUGAUCUUACGUUACUGCCACAAUGUUUCCAAUCAUAUCUCGAGUUUGUUUACCUAAAGACACCUUACCUUGUAAGCAGAAAAAAGAAAGGGAGAGAACUUGUGCGCACAUCAAGUAGGAGGAAUUUAGCAAUAUACUUCCUAGAGAAUGUUGCAGCUCUUAAGAAACUGACUUUAAGCCGGAGUUUCGGUGACGUGAUCUACCAAAUCAGAUCGAUUCCAAGACGCUCUAUGUGGUGUGAAGUUGUCAUAGGAUAGUCGAGCCAGCUUUGUGUUCUUAGGUUAUCGCCCUCGUUGUGCUUUUGUUAAAUUCACCUUUUUCUUUCCAAAAACAUCUUUUAUUGGCGAUGGAAGUGACGAUUAAGGCUUUAUUUGGAUCAUGGGGGUGUUUUAUCAAAACGUUAAUCUCUGGUUAAAUGUUCCAGCACUGAACAUAAAUUCCAUAGAAUUAUCAGGUGAUGAUGUCUUUUUGAGUUUCGUGGAUAGGUUAACAUGAUGCAUCUCGUUUCAAGUCCAGGAUGGAUGCCGUCUUAAUUUUCAUAUUCUUAGUUUUAGUGUUCCUUAUGAGGAUGAGUUAGUUAAGAUUCCUCCACUUUUCUAUUCCUGUGAGUGAUUGGUGAUUUAAAGAUGAUCCCAGUUGUCCACAAUUUGCAAGAGGGCCACGAAGUUGAAGUUGUUGAUAUCGUGCGCCACCUUUUAAGGGCAAAUCCUCGCUUGAUGUGAUCCCAUAGGUCUUUUGCUACUUCUUUGUGGAAGAUAUUGGAUCUGAGUUUUGGCUUGAUGGUCUGUUUGAUCCAUGUAAGUGAUUAUUAGCUAGCCAAUCUUCAAUGUCCGGUGUUUCCGUAUGCUUCCAUCGCUGAAAUUCAAAUUUCUUUCGAGUCCUGCCUCAAAGUUACACGUAAGUUCUGAGUCCAUUCUUCGUAAUUUCGUCCGUUGAAUAAUGGCUGAGAUAUGAUCGGAGCCAGGGUUAUCAAUCACUGACAAAUCGGUUUGAAGUUGUCGUUGCAAGAGGAAGGUUUGCCAUUGUCUGAGAUUGUGGAGAGAGUCUAGAUUCUGAAAGUUAAAAUCGCAAGUUUGAUAUCGAAUUUCGAUGUCGUGGACAUACAAAAUUUCCUAAUAUUAUGAAGAGGAAAAUACAACAAUAAUGGAAAUAUUCUUAAAAUCUAAUAGCAACUUCGUUUAGGAUAUGCUUAUAUCCCGUAAUAUCGACUCGACUAUGUUUAAAAUCAAACGAAUCUCCGUGCAGAGCAGACCGGCGAGCUGAGGGUUUUUUUUUCAUCUUCAAGAAAAUCUGUGUGGUCCUUUGCCGGAAAGCUAACGGUCGGAAGGUAGUUUCAAUCGCUCAUCUCUGUUUGACUUUUUUAAUCCAUGGAGAUCACUUUCGGCUAACUUUGCGAUUGCUGAUUUACAUGUUAAAUCUCAGACUUAGGCAUUAGACAUGGACGGUGAAACCGCUGUCAACGAGAAUCAAAGGGACUCGGAUAGUUUAAGCAAUCUGCCUGAUUCCUUGCUGUGCAAGAUACUCUCUGACAUCCCUACCAAGGAAUCAGUUUGCACCAGCGUUUUGUCUAAACGAUGGAGAAAUCUCUGGUUAGAUGUUCCAGCACUGGACUUAAAUUCCAGAGAAUUCCAAGAUCAAGAUGUCUUUGUGAGUUUCAUGGAUAGGUUUGUGUGUUCUGAAGAUAAGCACCACUUGGAGAUAUUCAAGCUGAAAUAUCAGGUGUACUAUCUUGAUACAUCUCGUUUUAAGUCUUGGGUGGCCAGGCGUAGGGUUCAUCGUUUUAAUGCAUCUGGUUUGAAGUCUUGGAUGGAUGAUGUGGCCAGUAGUAGGGUUCGUCAUCUUGAUACAUCUCGUUUUAAGUAUUGGAUCGAUGCUGUGUCCAGGCGUAGGGUUCGUCAUCUUGAUGUUCGUAAUGAGUUGGAUAAUGGGAUACUUAAGAUGCCUCCGUCUCUCUAUUCGUGUGAGAGAUUGGUGAACUUAGAUCUCUACCACGUGUCCUUGGAUCAUCCUGAAUCUGUAUCAUUGCCUUGUGUUAAGAUUAUGCAUCUAGAGAUGGUCAGGUACGAUGACGAUUCGACUCUGGAAACUUUGAUAUCUAGCUGUCCUGUUCUCGAGGAGUUAACCAUAUCCCGCGAUCCUUACAGUGAUUUUCUGGUGGCUGUGCGUGUGCAUUCCCAUUCGCUAAAAAGCUUCAAAAUAGUUUGUGAGCGUUGGGUAAGUGACGGUCAUGUUGUUGAAAUUGAUGCUCCAAGACUUGAGCGUAUGACUCUGAGUGAUCACAUCUCUGAGAACUUCAUAAUACACAGUAUUGGUCCCUCUGCAAAGGUACAAAUUGAUGUUCUCUUUGGUGAGGAAAAUGGUGAGCCGCUGGAGCCGGUUGAUUCUUCCAAGAUUACUAUGCUCCGUAAAUUUCUCACCGGGUUAUCGACAGUUAGCGACAUGAUCAUCUCUGCUGCUACCCUGAAUGUUAUUGAUGGUUACUGUGAAAUGGAACAGCUACCUCAGUUCGCCAACUUGUCUUACUUGCAUGCUUCCUUUCAUGAAACUUCGUGGAAGAUGUUACCAACCUUCCUCAAGAGUUGCCCAAAUCUACAUUCCGUCUUCCUGAAAUAUGAGCUUCUUUCAGAGACGGAGCAGGUUGGUCUUUCAUCAGUGCCACAAUGUUUCCAGUCAUCUCUUGAGUUUGUUCGUUUAGAGACACAUGGUGGUGUACUCAGGGGAACAUCAAGUAAGAUUAAAUUAGCAAAGUACUUCCUAGAGAAUGCUGCAGCUCUCAGGAAACUGACUCUAAGUUCGAGCUUUUGUAACAUCAUCGACGAGAUCAAAUCGAUUCCAAGAAGCUCUACAGGGUGUAAAGUUGUCAUGAAAGAUUGAUUGAGCCACAGAUUUGUGUGUGUUUACGGUAUUGCCCUCGUCGUGCUUUAUUAAAGUUCACCUUUUUCUUUCUUUAUUUCGUGAUGUACGUUGUUUAUCUUUUCGUUUUUCAAGUUGGAGGAAUAUACUACCUUACAAACCAUUAGGAAUAUCACUUUCUGUCUAAAAUACAGUGACAGAGAGGGUGAAAAACAUUACAAUUAACGGACUGUAAUUUGAUCCACAGUCAGCCAUAUAACCUAAGAGCCUAAGACCAUCAUUAUCGGUGAAAUCUUUUUUGUGUUUCUUAAAUUUUUUUUUUCUGUUUUGGCUGAUUUUAUAAAAAAUUAAAUAAGGAAUCAAUCGCGGACCGCUAUGUGUUAGUAGGAUCCGUGAACAGUUAAAAAAAAACAGAACAAAGUUGGUUCUUAACUCAUGCAUUUUGUGACCGACUCUUAGCAAAUUUGUGGGGGCCACUACCUCUUUUAGUGUAAAAACCCUCUAAGAAACUAGGGAUAAUUAUGCUCUAAGAUUGGUCUGUUGAUGAUCUGUUACGCCUGUUUACUUUCGUAGUGUUAUGGUUUUAAACUUGACGUUGAAUGCCACGUGGACGACGUAUAAUAAAAUAAUCAUUGUAUUAAACAAAGGUUGUAAUAAAUGCCGCUUAUCAAUUAGUGUCCGUGUUUAAAUCAAGCGUGCAGACUAUUUCGCAGGCGAACUAAGAGCAACUCCAAUGGUGUUACCCACCAUUGGAAUCCUUAGCAAUAUAAUAAUGUUUUUUUUUUUUUUUGAAUAGUUAAGAACUCUAAUCAUAAUUAUAGGUUCAAUGGUGUUAUCCAAUAUGAAAUCCUUAGAUAUA
Molecule: messenger RNA, 4706 nt
Organism: Brassica napus (rape)
Lineage: Eukaryota; Viridiplantae; Streptophyta; Magnoliopsida; Brassicales; Brassicaceae
Product: F-box/FBD/LRR-repeat protein At1g16930-like
Exons: 3
Coding region: 2432-3868 (478 amino acids)
Molecular function (GO): protein binding
Source: RefSeq, a predicted model, not a curated record